AGCAAAAGGACAGAAGAAGAAAUAGAAAUUGACCCGAAAACCGGAAAACCUUUAGAUGAUGAGGCUUUGCGGGAUAUUAGUAAAGAAGAAUAUGAUAAAAUGAAAGAAGAGGAAUUGAAAAAGAAAGCGCAAACUAGUAAACUAAAACAAGAAGAGAGAAUUGAGGCCUGUGAAAAACUUAUCAAAAUCUAUGAAAAAACUUAUGAAAGACCUACCAUAGAUUUCUUUUUUAAAACUUUGGAGGAAAUUGAAGGAUACGAAGAAUUAAAAAAUAUUGUUGGACCGCCAGGAACCGGUAAAAGUGCGAUUGUCAAAUUGAUUGCUAAAGCAUCCCAAAGAGCAUAUAUUUCAAUUCCAAUGAAUGGAGUGGAUGAACCAACUUAUUUAAAAGGUAGGGAAAUUGCUUAUGGUGGUGCUGAUCAAGGAAAAUUAUUAAAGGAAAUGUUAAAUAAGGGAAGUAGUCAACCAAUAGUAUUAAUUGAUGAGUUAACCAGAGCCAAGGGAAAAGCCGUAACUGAUAUUAUUGGAACCAUGACUGACCUCGACCAAAAUGAGUAUUCUUUUGAAGAUGACUGA
Molecule: messenger RNA, 576 nt
Organism: Paraglomus occultum
Lineage: Eukaryota; Fungi; Glomeromycota; Glomeromycetes; Paraglomerales; Paraglomeraceae
Source: the annotation of a GenBank genome assembly